CCACCCAUCCAAGGUGUCGGAUUGACCAGAGGUUGCUCGACAGCUGCAUCCUGGAUUGACUGAGAAGUCUAUUUCCUGCAUCUCCACACACGCCUGCCGAGUCUACGGCCGCGCGUUCUCACGGCAACAACUGCGGCCACUUUUCGACCUUCACCACCUCCGGUCCGAAAUCAACAUCAACACCGCCUUCUCCAUCAAGGACUAGGUGUUGCUGCAUCCGCAUCAGUUCCCUCGACGGAUCAUUCCACUCGCUGUAUUCUCAAACAACAAACGAUCCUUUCGGACUCUUUUGGCCACAUUCCCGCAACCUGCUCAUCCCUUGUUUCACGGCGAAUGUCAUCUGAGUAAUUUUCUGUAAUUGACUUCAGCAUGGCGCACCCUCAACAGGGCGGUGGCCACUACGCCGACGACGGCUAUGGCCACGGCAACGGCAACGAUGCAUACUACCAAGAUGAUCAAAACCAGGCCUACUACGACCACAACCAGGGCUAUGGCAAUGGCCAGGACAGCUACUACGAUGAAGGAGCUGCUCACUACCAGGGCGAACACGGCGCCCCUUACCAGGGCCAAGCUCAAGGCCAAGAAGGCUACUACGAUGCUGGCCACAACGGCUACCAGGACGAGUACUACAACGACCAAUAUUACGACCAAGGUGCCCACGCUGCAGGCCAGCAAGGAGGCCGCCAGCCCAGAGGCCACUCUGAAGAAGACUCGGAGACCUUCAGCGACUUCACCAUGAGAUCCGACAUGGCCCGCGCUGCCGAGAUGGACUACUACGGUCGCGGUGAUGAGCGUUACAACAGCUACAACGGUGAACAGGGAGGUCGUGGCUUCCGCCCGCCUUCAUCUCAGGUUUCCUACGGUGGCAAUCGCUCAUCGGGUGCUUCGACUCCCGUCUACGGCAUGGAUUACACCAAUGCUCUCCCCGCCGGUCAGCGCUCAAGAGAGCCUUACCCUGCCUGGACCUCCGACGCCCAGAUCCCUCUGUCGAAGGAGGAGAUUGAGGACAUUUUCCUCGACCUGACAGCCAAAUUCGGUUUCCAGCGUGACAGCAUGAGAAACAUGUUCGACCACUUCAUGACCCUGCUCGAUUCGCGUGCUUCGCGUAUGUCGCCCAACCAGGCUCUUCUGUCGCUCCACGCCGACUACAUCGGUGGUGAUAACGCCAACUACCGUCGCUGGUACUUUGCUGCUCACCUUGAUCUCGACGAUGCUGUCGGUUUCGCCAACAUGAACCUCGGAAAAGCCAACCGCCGCACUCGCAAGGCCCGCAAGGCCGCCAAGAAAGCGGCUGCCGACAACGCCGGAAACGAGGAGGCCACUUUGUCGAGUCUCGAGGGCGACAACAGUCUCGAAGCAGCCGAAUACCGCUGGAAGUCACGUAUGAACAAGAUGUCGCAGCACGACCGUGUUAGACAAAUUGCUCUCUACCUUCUUUGCUGGGGUGAAGCCAACCAGGUCCGUUUCAUGCCUGAAUUGAUGUGUUUCAUCUUCAAGUGUGCAGACGAUUACUUCCACUCUCCUGUUUGCCAGAACAAGGUUGAGCCCGUUGAGGAGUUCACCUACCUGAACAACGUAAUCACUCCUCUGUACAACUACUGCAGAGAUCAAGGUUACGAAAUCUUCGACGGCAAGUACGUCCGCAGAGAGCGUGAUCACAACAAGAUCAUUGGUUACGAUGACAUGAACCAGCUCUUCUGGUACCCCGAGGGUAUUGAGCGUAUCGUUUUCGAGGAUAAGUCGCGUCUGGUCGACUUGCCUCCUGCUGAGCGUUACGAGAGACUCCAAGAUGUCAUCUGGAAGAAGUGCUUCUUCAAGACCUACAAGGAGACCAGAUCCUGGUUCCACAACUUGGUCAACUUCAACCGUAUCUGGGUCAUUCACGUUACCGCCUACUGGUUCUACACUUCUUACAAUUCGCCUACUCUCUACACUAAGAAUUACGAGCAGCAGCGCAAUAACUCUCCCACCACUCCCGCUCAUUUCUCGGCCGUUGGUCUCGGUGGUACUGUCGCAUCCCUUAUCAUGGUUUUCGCCACGCUCGCCGAAUGGUCUUACGUCCCCAGAAAGUGGGCAGGUGCUCAGCACUUGACCAAGCGUCUUCUCUUCCUCAUUCUCGUCCUCGUCAUCAACGUCGCACCCGCCGUAUACAUCUUUGGUGUCAAGCGUGAAGGCAAGAUCGCUCUCAUUCUCGGUAUUGUGCAAUUCUUGAUUGCCCUGGUCACCUUCUUCUUCUUCUCCAUCAUGCCCCUCGGUGGUCUCUUCGGCAGCUACCUUACCGGCAAGUCUCGUCGUUACGUCGCCAGUCAGACAUUCACUGCCAGUUGGCCUCACCUCAAGGGCAAUGCCAUGUGGAUGUCCUACGGUCUUUGGAUCAUGGUCUUCGGUGCCAAGCUCGCAGAGUCCUACUUCUACCUGACUUUGUCGUUGCGUGAUCCCAUCCGUAUUCUGUCGACCCUCAAAAUCAGACACUGCAUCGGUAUUCAAUACGUUGGUACAGUGCUUUGCUACCACCAGGCUACCGUUACUUUGAUUCUGAUGUACAUCACCGACUUGAUUCUGUUCUUCUUGGAUACUUACCUCUGGUACAUUAUUUUGAACACUGUCUACUCGGUUGCUCGCUCGUUCUACCUCGGUGUUUCUAUUUGGACUCCCUGGAGAAACAUCUUCUCCCGUCUGCCUAAGCGUAUCUACUCCAAGGUUCUUGCUACCACCGACAUGGAAAUCAAGUACAAGCCCAAGGUCCUGAUCUCCCAGAUCUGGAACGCCAUCAUCAUUUCGAUGUACCGUGAGCACUUGCUCGCCAUUGACCACGUCCAGAAGCUUCUGUACCACCAGGUUCCUUCCGAGCAGGAGGGCAAGCGUACUCUCAGAGCACCUACCUUCUUCGUUUCCCAGGAAGACCAUUCCUUCAAGACCGAGUUCUUCCCCAGUCAGAGUGAGGCCGAGCGUCGUAUCUCUUUCUUCGCCCAGUCUCUGUCUACUCCCAUUCCUGAGCCUGUCCCCGUUGACAACAUGCCUACCUUCUCCGUCAUGAUUCCCCACUAUGGCGAGAAGAUUCUUCUCUCCCUCCGUGAGAUCAUUCGUGAAGACGACCCUUACUCGCGUGUUACUAUGUUGGAGUACCUCAAGCAGCUUCACCCUCACGAGUGGGACUGCUUCGUCAAGGACACCAAGAUUUUGGCCGACGAAACCUCGCAAUUCAACGGCGAGUACGAGAAGACCGAGAAGGACACCGCAAAGGCCAAGAUCGACGAUCUUCCCUUCUACUGCAUUGGUUUCAAGUCUGCUGCUCCCGAGUACACUCUUCGUACUCGUAUUUGGGCAUCGCUCCGUUCUCAGACCCUCUACCGUACCAUCUCUGGUUUCAUGAACUACAGCCGCGCUAUCAAGCUUCUGUACCGUGUCGAGAACCCCGAGGUCGUUCAAAUGUUCGGCGGUAACUCUGAUAAGCUCGAGAGAGAAUUGGAGCGUAUGGCUCGUCGCAAGUUCAAGAUUUGCGUCUCCAUGCAGCGUUACGCUAAGUUCACCAAGGAAGAGCGUGAGAACGCUGAGUUCCUGCUCCGUGCCUACCCCGACCUUCAAAUUGCCUACCUGGAUGAAGAACCUCCGCUCAACGAAGGUGAGGACCCUCGUCUCUACUCUGCUUUGAUUGACGGUCACUCCGAGAUCAUGGAGAACGGUCUUCGCAAGCCCAAGUUCCGCGUUCUGCUUUCAGGUAACCCCAUUCUUGGUGACGGCAAGUCUGACAACCAGAACCACUCUAUCAUCUUCUACCGCGGUGAGUAUAUCCAACUCAUCGACGCUAACCAGGACAACUACCUGGAGGAAUGUCUGAAGAUUCGUUCUGUUCUUGCCGAGUUCGAGGAAAUGACCACCGACAAUGUCUCUCCUUACACUCCUGGUUUGCCCACCGCCAAGUUCGACCCUGUUGCCAUUCUCGGUGCUCGCGAGUACAUUUUCUCUGAGAACAUUGGUAUUCUCGGUGACGUCGCUGCCGGAAAGGAACAGACAUUCGGUACUCUCUUCGCUCGUACUCUCGCUGAGAUCGGUGGUAAGCUCCAUUACGGUCACCCCGAUUUCCUCAACGGUAUCUUCAUGACUACUCGUGGUGGUGUCUCCAAGGCUCAAAAGGGUCUUCACUUGAACGAGGAUAUUUACGCCGGUAUGACUGCUCAGCUCCGUGGUGGCAGAAUCAAGCACUGCGAAUACUACCAGUGUGGUAAGGGUCGUGAUUUGGGUUUCGGAUCCAUUCUCAACUUCACCACCAAGAUUGGUACUGGUAUGGGUGAGCAAAUGCUGUCCCGUGAAUACUACUACCUCGGCACUCAACUCCCUCUGGACCGCUUCCUGUCUUUCUACUACGCUCACGCUGGUUUCCACGUCAACAACACCUUCAUCAUGUUGUCUGUGCAGCUCUUCAUGUUCUGUAUCAUCAACUUGGGUGCCCUGAGACACGAAACUAUCAUCUGCCGUUACAACAGAAACACUCCCAUCACUGAUCCUCAGUGGCCUACUGGUUGUGCCAACUUGCGUCCCUGUCUUGAUUGGAUCGAGCGUUGCUGUGUUUCCAUUUUCAUCGUCUUCUUCAUCUCUUUCGUUCCUCUUACGGUUCAGGAGUUGACUGAGCGUGGAUUCUGGCGCGCAGCUACCCGUCUCGCCAAGCACUUCUCUUCGUUCUCUCCUCUCUUCGAAGUCUUCGUCUGUCAGAUCUACACCAACGCUCUCCAGCAGAACUUGUCAUACGGUGGUGCCCGUUACAUCGGUACCGGUCGUGGUUUCGCCACUGCCCGUAUGCCCUUCGGUAUUCUCUACUCUCGUUUCGCUGCUCCUUCGAUCUACCUGGGUAUCCGUCUGCUUCUCAUGCUUCUGUUUGGUACUCUGACCAUUUGGGGAUACUGGCUUCUUUACUUCUGGGUUUCCCUUCUCGCUCUCUGUGUUGCUCCUUUCCUGUUCAACCCUCACCAGUUCGCAUGGUCCGACUUCUUCAUCGACUACCGUGAGUUCCUCAGAUGGUUGUCUCGUGGAAACACCAAGGGACACUCGGCAUCCUGGAUUGGAUUCGUCCGUCUUUCGCGUACCCGCAUCACCGGAUUUAAGAAGAAGGUGCUUGGUGAGCCGUCCGCCAAAUUGUCUGGAGAUACGGCUCGUGCCCGCUUCGGUAACGUCUUCUUCGCUGAGGUUAUCGGUCCCCUUUUCCUCGUUGCUGUGACUCUCAUUCCUUACCUUUACAUCAACUCUGGAACUGGAGCGACUCGUGCCAUCAACCCGGACGCAUCUAACGCCGACUUGCAGCGGACCAACCCCCUCAUUCGUAUCGCUAUCGUUGCAUUCGCUCCUAUUGGUGUCAAUGCUGGUGUUUCGGCUGUCUUCUUUAUGAUGGCUUGCUGUAUGGGACCCGUUUUCAGCAUGUGCUGCAAAAAAUUCGGUGCUGUCUUGGCCGCUAUCGCUCACGCCAUCGCCGUUAUUGUCCUUAUCGUCAUGUGGGAGGUCAUGUUCUUCCUUGAGGGAUGGAGCUUCCCCAAGAUGCUUAUCGGCAUGAUCGCCUCGCUCGCGAUCCAGCGUUUCAUCUACAAGCUUAUCAUUGCUCUGACCCUCACUCGUGAGUUCAGAACCGACUCUUCCAACGUUGCUUGGUGGACCGGUAAAUGGUACGGCAUGGGAUGGAUGGGCUUCUCUCAGCCUGGCCGUGAGUUCUUGUGUAAGAUCACUGAGUUGGGAUACUUCUCGUCGGACUUCUGCUUGGGUCACCUGCUGUUGUUCUUCAUGCUUCCUCCUCUCUUGAUCCCUUACAUCGACACCUUCCAUUCGGUCAUGCUCUUCUGGCUCCGUCCUAGUCGCCAAAUUCGCCCCCCGAUUUACUCGUUGAAGCAGUCGAAGCUUCGCAGACGUCGUACAAUCCGUUACGCCAUCUUGUACUUCACCCUGUUCAUCAUCUUCAUUGUCUUGAUCGUUGCACCCAUGGUUGCUGGCAAGUUCCUCAAUCUUCCUGUCACCACGCUUCCUAUGAACUUGAUGCAGCCCACCAACCUCAAGAACAACGACACAACCAGCCAGACUACUGGUACAGCAGUGGCUGGAGCUACCGAUGCCGCUGGUACUUCGGGUGGCAGCUCAGAGUCAUCCGCAGCAGCUCGUCGCUUCGCUCACUUCAUGUACUAAGUGGGUCGACUGCGGUCAGCUACAUAAUAGAUUGGGUGGAAUUAUCCUUGGCGUCAAAAUCAUGGCAUGCUUCACGCCUCGCAGCGUGUUUGUGUAAAACAGCGAGUGGCCAUUUCAUGCUCAUCUCUAGAGCAAGCUCUGAGAUGGAUGGUUACUGCAUAAUGAUGUUUAUCGUGUUGCUUUUUUAUUUUUCAGCUUUGUCGGAAAAGACAUUUUGGGAACUGGUUAUUGUCACUGUUAGAAAUAAAGAUUCGAAAUGCAAACCACCAGUACAUAUGCAC
Molecule: messenger RNA, 6443 nt
Organism: Aureobasidium pullulans EXF-150
Lineage: Eukaryota; Fungi; Ascomycota; Dothideomycetes; Dothideales; Saccotheciaceae
Product: 1,3-beta-glucan synthase component GLS1
Exons: 4
Coding region: 370-6162 (1930 amino acids)
Biological process (GO): fungal-type cell wall polysaccharide biosynthetic process; (1->3)-beta-D-glucan biosynthetic process
Cellular component (GO): 1,3-beta-D-glucan synthase complex; plasma membrane
Molecular function (GO): 1,3-beta-D-glucan synthase activity
Source: RefSeq, a predicted model, not a curated record